AAAACCCAUUAUGAGGGGAGGGGGAUUAAAGUAUGAAAGAGCAAGAGUGCAACGAACUCAAACGAUAUGCUCCCUCGGGGUCGAGGCUGAGUAUAUCCAUACUAUUUAGGCCCGAAAAGAAGCCCGAAAACAUACUAUUGCUCGACGAAAUGCCUGAACGAUGCUCUCUCUCAUCGCCGCAAACACCUGCAUCCCCAAAUCUCAUCACCACUCUUUCUCGCGCUUGAGCGGUCCUCUUCUCGUCCCCUCUCCGAUUUUCGUGCGUAAUCCCUGGAGAAAGGGUAAAAUUUACGGGAAAUCCGUCGUUUUCUCGUAUCCGAGUUUCCGUUUCACUAAAUCGAGGAAAAAUCGCGAUAGCAGUUGGCGUUGCUGGUGCAAGCGCGGCGGAGCGGAAGGGGGUGACGUGGAGUUGGAGGAGGAGAUUAUGAAAUUCAUGGCGAAAUCGGAGAAACCGACGAUGUUCCCGACGAAAAAGGAGCUGAUUGGUGGCGGGCGAUUGGAUUUGGUGAAGGCUAUUGAGAAGAGAGGUGGGUGGUACUCGCUAGGUUGGGGCGGUGAAGAUGCGAAAGGUCACGUUGAGGAACCAGUCGAUAUUGAUAUUGCUAUUACGGAGUUCCAGAGGCGAGUUGGAAAGUUUAAAGAAAGUGCAUCUUGGGGAGAGCAUUCUGGAAAUUAUUUUUCAGGGGAUGACUGUGAACUUUAUUCGAAUUCUGGUGAUUUGGAUUUUCUGCAGUUGAAUGCUUCAACAUCGCUGGAAAAAUCGAUAGAAAUGGAUGCUGAAGAAGAUUUGGGCAUUGAAGGUAUACUGAGCAGAUUGGAAAGGCAGAGGAAGAACGAUCUUGGGUUUAACUUAUGGAAAAAUGGAUACGAUGCACAUGCUGGAAGUAAAGAUGGAAACACUGCUAGGAUUGGCCUUGACGGAAACGGCAGACUCACAUCUAAUGAAAACCAAAAUGACAUAUCGGAUACAUAUGGCACCAAUUCUACCCGAAAUAAUGAACCAGAAACUUGGAGAACUUGGAGCAACCGUCGAGCUGGAUUUCAACAUACAAAUUUUGAAGCUGCCGAGAUUUCUUUAGGCAAGGAUAGCACAGAACCUGAUGAGGAAAGUUAUCACGAUGGUACUUUCGUAAAAACAGAAGAAUAUGCAGAGGAUGGGUGCAGCUACAAACAGCUUGACCACGAACAGAUACGAACUCAUCUUCAGCAGCUAGAGAGUGAGCUCAACACAGCUCUUUAUUCCUUGAGAUCUAAAAGGAAGGAAAACAUUUCAGAGGAGGUAAGCGGAAGGCCUAGCGAUUUGCAGGAUCUUUAUGAUACAUGGGAAUUUCAGGAGAAUGAUGUCAUGAGUGCCAAGGAGAGACUGAGAUCAAUAAGAGUCAAGCUGGCCGUAUUAGAGGGGAAAAUGGCAUUAGCAAUAAAUGAUGCACAGAAGGCAGUAGAAAUGAAGCAAAAGCGGAUAGAUGGAGCCCGUAAAGCGUUGCGACUUCUCAGGAACACGUGCAUUGUGUGGCAUAGUUCGGCUUCUGAGGUUUUCUUAGCAGGAUCUUUUGAUGGAUGGACGUCUCAGAGAAAGUUGGAGAAAUCAAGGACUGGCAUCUUCUCAAUUUGCUUAAUGCUGUAUCCUGGUAGACAUGAGAUCAAGUUUAUUGUUGAUGGCAAAUGGAAGGUCGAUCCCCUAAGGCCCAUCGUGAAAAAUAACGGAUAUGAGAACAACCUUCUAAUUGUUACUUGAUUACAUAAAAAAGAAUUGCUUGUCGAGUUUUUUUUCUGUUGUGCAUGUAGGACCGGGCUGUAGGUUGAUUAACUUUGAUUCUUUUAUGUUGAUUACAGUGUAGAUCUUGUUAGAAUCCUUCUGUGAGUGUUAUCUGAUUCAUAUUUUUGGCUAUGUAAUUGUCAACUGUCAACACCAACUGUAGACCAGCAAGUUGUAUAUUUGUGUAGGGUCCUUGAACUUUAUUGCCCAAUAUGGUAUUUUUCCUGUUAUUGCGCAUUAUGGAGAUGACAACUUAUUCUUUGCUCAUUAUCUUCCUUAAUGCAAAGCUGCUCGGGAUAAAAUCUACCCGAAAGUCGAGGAACAGCCUCAUGAAACAUAUGACGAAUAUUUACAGUUACUAUCCGCAAUAUUCAAUCUGUUCAUGUAAUGUGCAUUUACCUAGAUAACGAAGCCUCAGUAUUUGUAAUGACCCGAAUUUUGUACAUGGAAUGCAAAAAAUUGUUUCUGUU
Messenger RNA from Striga asiatica, 2226 nucleotides. The record is from the annotation of a GenBank genome assembly. Lineage: Eukaryota; Viridiplantae; Streptophyta; Magnoliopsida; Lamiales; Orobanchaceae.